GCUCAAGCUUCUUCCCUUUCACUGUCUUUCUUUUAGUGCCUACACUGUCCUUGCCUCAGCCCCAUAAAGCCUUGGCAAGUGAGUCAUUGCCUUCUAGCCAUGGGAACAUGUGCGGACUCAAGUCUCUCCAUUUCAGCAGGGCCAGUGCUGGCUACUCCUUGUUGCUUGCAUGUUCAGCUCACCAUUUGCUCCUUUUUGAGCCUUCUCUUAUAGUCUCUGCUGCUACAUUUUGGACAGCUGCAGGCGAGUCCUUGCUAAGCUUGCCCCAUUCUCUAGUCGAAGUUGUGACAAAUGCUCACUUCACAAACAGGAUUUGAAUGUGGAAUUCCAAGAAAUAAUAAAUUUGACGCCAAAUGUCUGGCAUAUUCUAGCCGAGGGUGGGUUCUUGAAGCUAGUUAAGGACCCCAUUGACUUCAAAUGGAUUGGAGCACAGAGUUUUCAGUAUUGGCUCCACUUGUUCAUGUUGCUGCCAGCUCCGAAAUGAAAUCCAAUGCUGAAACUGAAGGUGCAGGGCUGCAGGCCUUAACGAUGUAACAACGUCUGUUUCAAGUUGGUUUACAUUGCUCAUUAUAUGGAUCUUUCUUGUCAAGUGUAUGCUCCGCUAGCUAAUUAAAGAAAAGAUGGAUAAAGGCAUAUAUAGCCAUAUGAGGGGUGGAGUUAGCAACAACCUUCGUAUUAUGCUCUUGUGAUUCUGCCUUAAAAUCAAAUGAAUAGAUGUGAAAUGCUAAACAUAGUAAAGGUGAAGAUCAGUA
Cuscuta campestris is the source of this 752-nucleotide messenger RNA. The record is from the annotation of a GenBank genome assembly. Lineage: Eukaryota; Viridiplantae; Streptophyta; Magnoliopsida; Solanales; Convolvulaceae.